CACAUCGUUCCUCCUUCACUGCUAUUCUCUGGAUUCAGUGAGGAAAGGCAUCUUUCAACACAUGGUUCCUCCUUCACUUCUCACAGAGAUGAGAGGAGCAGCUAUGAGUUUAACUGCAGCAGCGAGUGGAUUAGUUGUCUUCCUGCUCUCUGUGUCAGUGGUUCAGGGUCAGGAUGGCUGGGGAGUGACUUACUCUUCUACUAAGAUCUGUGCAGUAAAAGGUUCAUCAGUGGAAAUAAACUGCUCCUACACAUAUCCACCCAUAUGGAAAGGAAGUGAUACCACAGUGGAGAAAACGUUCUGGUUUACUCAGAAGAAAGAUGGUGAACUUGUAGACCUGACAACAGCCUCAGAGUAUGCAGGUCGUGUAGAAGAUCUCUGUGAAAACAACAUCUGCACUCUGAGAAUCAAAAACCUGAGAGAGAGCGACUCAGCUGAGUACAGGUUCAGGAUCGAAACAAACCUAGUCAUAUAUGCCGGUGAACCUGGAGUCACUUUGUCUGUCAAAGGUCUCACGGUGCAGGUGGAACCCAAAUAUACUGACCAGGUAGAGAUGGACUGUCAGAACCAGUGUCUUGUACCUGUAAAUACUUCCUACAUCUGGUACAAAAACGGACAGAUAACUCCGGAGUCAAUAUAUUCUACUGGUUUAUUCACACUUGGUUCUGCAGACAGAUAUUCCUGUGCUAUUAAAGGAAAUGAAGACUUCCCCUCUCCUCCAGUGUAUGCUCCAAAGCUCCCCUCUGUGUCAGUGAGUCCCUCUGCUGAGAUAGAGGAGGGCAGUUCAGUGACUCUGACCUGUAGCAGUGAUGCUAACCCAGCAGCUAACUACACCUGGUACAAGGAGGAUGAAGACUCUCCAAAAGCUUCAGGACAGAUCUUCAACAUCACUGACUUCAGAGCUGAACACAGUGGGAGUUAUUCCUGUGAAGCCCAGAACAAGUUAGGACGUAGUAACUCCAACUUACAUCUGAGUGUUGUGGCAGGGAGUUCAACAAUGAUAGUGAAUAUCAUCAGGACGACUCUGGUGGUCUUGAUGCUGAUCUCUGUGUUUCUCCUGAUUCUGUGGAUGAGGAAGAAGAAAGCUCUGCGCUCCACCACUGAAGCACAUGAACCCGAAGAUAUAGAGUUGGACUCUAUCCCUGAGUAUGAGAACGACUCACACACUGCAGCACAGACAGAAGACACAGAGGAGCAGGAAGACAUGGUGUGAAGUCCAGUCAGACGCUCACCUGACGGAAACAAAGAAGAAGGACGUUGAAAUAUCCCUUUGGAGAGCGAGGCUGUGCAGGAUGUGUGCAAAGUGGAUAUAUUCAGCUUGAUUUGCAAACUUGUAUUGUCAGUUUUCAGUAGCAGCAGCUUGUAGGUUUAGAAGAAUGAGCUGCUGGCAGCUUGAAGUGAAUCAUGACGAGGUGUCAAACAUGAUUUAUCGUUAAGACCAGCCGAUGGUCAGGUGCUCUAUAUUACUGCUUCAACUAUGUAUACAUGCUUAUUUGUUAUAUGCAGAUUUGUUGAUAUUACAAAAGUCUCGUCAAAUUGUUUUUUUUAAUUCCACAUAAUAAAUAACUUUUGA
This is a messenger RNA of Trematomus bernacchii (emerald rockcod), 1573 nucleotides long. RefSeq names its product sialic acid-binding Ig-like lectin 10. The transcript has 10 exons. Bases 62 to 1213 code for a protein of 383 amino acids. Lineage: Eukaryota; Metazoa; Chordata; Actinopteri; Perciformes; Nototheniidae. The record is from RefSeq and is a predicted model, not a curated record.